Molecule: messenger RNA, 9471 nt
Organism: Colius striatus (speckled mousebird)
Lineage: Eukaryota; Metazoa; Chordata; Aves; Coliiformes; Coliidae
Gene: DAAM2
Product: dishevelled associated activator of morphogenesis 2
Exons: 25
Coding region: 209-3430 (1073 amino acids)
Biological process (GO): positive regulation of canonical Wnt signaling pathway; negative regulation of oligodendrocyte differentiation; actin cytoskeleton organization
Molecular function (GO): actin binding; small GTPase binding
Source: RefSeq, a predicted model, not a curated record
GCGAGCGCACACAGCCGCCGCCGCCGCAGACCCAGUCACCCCGGCUCCGGUCUCUCAGCAGCAUCCAGCGUGUGGGAUCAGCGCUCUGCCUGGCUCCCUGACACGGAGUGGACGUUCCUGAGCACUGAGCUCAGCUGCUGUAAAAAGCAAAUAGGAAAAUAUACAGCUGGAUAAAAUUGAACAUGAUCAGAAGAUAGCAUCAUACACCAUGAUCAUGGCCCCCCGGAAGAGGAAUCGUCAUGCCUUGGGGUUUCUCUGUUGUUUUGGGGGUAGCGACCUCCCUGAAAUCAACCUCAAGGACAACAACCCUCUCCAGUUCCUUGAGUUCUCUGUCCCGAUCCCACCAGCAGAAGAGCUCAAUGCCAGAUUCUCUGAACUUGUGGAUGAAUUGGAUCUCACAGACAAGAACAGAGAGGCUAUGUUUGCACUCCCUCCAGAGAAGAAAUGGCAGAUUUACUGCAGCAAAAAGAAGGAACAAGAAGAUCCUAAUAAGCUCGCUACUAGCUGGCCAGAUUACUACAUCGAUCGCAUCAAUUCCAUGGCAGCAAUGCAGACUCUGUAUGCUUUCGAUGAAGAAGAAACAGAAAUGAAAAAUAAAAUAGUUGAAGACUUGAAGACAGCUCUGCGGACUCAGCCCAUGAGGUUUGUGACCAGGUUUAUUGAGCUAGAUGGCCUGAGCUGUUUGCUGAACUUCCUGAAGAGCAUGGACUAUGAGACCUCAGAAAGCCGCAUACACACAUCCGUUAUAGGGUGUAUCAAGGCACUGAUGAACAACUCACAAGGACGGGCUCAUGUCCUUGCACAUCCAGAGAGUAUCAACAUCAUCUCCCAGAGCUUACGAACUGAGAAUAUUAAGACCAAGAUUGCUGUGCUGGAAAUCCUAGGGGCAGUCUGCUUGGUGCCAGAUGGUCACAAGAAAGUCUUGCAAGCCAUGCUUCACUACCAAGUCUAUGCUGCAGAAAGGACAAGAUUCCAGACAUUGUUGAAUGAGCUAGACCGAAGCAUGGGGCGAUACCGAGAUGAAGUAAAUCUUAAAACAGCCAUCAUGUCCUUUAUCAAUGCUGUUCUGAAUGCUGGUGCUGGUGAGGACAAUUUGGAGUUCCGAUUACACCUACGAUAUGAGUUUCUAAUGCUGGGAAUUCAACCUGUUAUCGACAAGCUAAGAGGACAUGAGAAUGCCACACUGGACAGGCACUUAGAUUUCUUCGAGAUGGUCAGAAAUGAAGAUGACCUGGAACUUGCCAAGCGGUUUGAUUUGAUCCACAUUGAUACAAAAAGUGCCUCUCAGAUGUUUGAGUUGAUCAAGAAGAGACUGAAGCACACAGACGCCUAUCCCUAUUUGUUAUCCAUCCUCCAGCACUGCUUGCAGAUGCCGUAUAAGAGAAAUGGUGGAAACUUCCAGCAGUGGCAGCUAUUGGACAGAAUACUCCAACAAAUUGUUCUUCAGGAUGAACGAGGAGAUGAUCCAGACACAGCUCCAUUGGAAAACUUCAAUGUCAAAAAUAUCAUUAAAAUGCUGGUGAACGAAAAUGAAGUCAAGCAGUGGAGGGACCAGGCAGAGAAGUUUCGGAAAGAUCAUGCUGAGUUGAUGAGCAGGCUAGAGAAGAAGGAGCGGGAGUGUGAGACAAAGACCCAGGAGAAAGAUGAAAUGAUGAAGACACUGAACAAAAUGAAGGACAAGCUGCAGAAGGAAUCCUUGGAGCUGCGCCAGACCCGGGACCAGAUGAAUGACCUGGUGGCUCAACUUAAUGAGUUCUCGCAAGGGGGCAGCAUUGCCUUCCCACCCCCACCCCCACCCCCUCCUGGUGGCCCAUUAGCCCUGUCCUCUUCUCACAUGCCUGAGAAUUUGCCACCACUGCCACCACCUCUGCCUUUCUCCAGCUGUCCCCCUCCUCCUGCUCCACCACCUCCUCCAGGAGGACCUCCUCCCCCACCAGGAGCUCCACCUUUCUUCAGCAUGGGGAUGCCACCCGCUUCAACAACUACUUUUGGUGGCAGUGGCAUCAGCCUGAAGAAGAAAUCUAUUCCACAACCUUCACACCCACUGAAAUCCUUCAACUGGGCUAAACUGAGCGAGGAGAGGAUCCAUGGCACAAUCUGGAAUGAGAUUGAUGAUUUAAAGGCAUUCAAGGUGCUGGAUCUUGAAGAUUUUGAAAAGAUGUUCUCCGCGUACCAGAGACACCAGAAAGAGAUGGGUUCAACGGAAGACCUUUACCUCUCCACACGAAAGGUGAAAGAGCUCUCUGUGAUUGAUGGCCGGAGGGCCCAGAAUUGUGUCAUUCUCCUUUCCAAGUUGAAGCUGUCUAAUGAAGAAAUCAGACAAGCAAUUUUGAAGAUGGAUGAACAAGAAGACCUAGCAAAAGAUAUGCUUGAGCAGCUGCUGAAGUUCGUUCCUGAAAAGAGCGAUACCGACCUGUUGGAGGAGCAUAAACAUGAAAUUGAGCGCAUGGCCCGGGCGGAUCGUUUCCUCUUUGAAAUGAGCAGGAUUGACCACUAUCAGCAGCGGCUGCAAGCAUUAUUCUUCAAGAAGAAGUUUCCAGAGAGGCUGGCCGAAGCAAAACCAAAAGUGGAAGCCAUUCUUCUGGCAUCCAAAGAACUCAUCCGAAGCAAGCGUUUGAGGCAACUCCUAGAGGUGGUUCUGGCCUUUGGGAAUUAUAUGAACAAAGGCCAAAGGGGCAGUGCCUAUGGCUUCAAAGUCUCCAGCCUGAACAAAAUUGCAGACACCAAAUCCAGCAUAGACAGGAACAUUACUCUGUUGCACUAUUUAAUAAUGAUCUUUGAAAAGAACUAUCCAGAUAUCCUAGAUAUUCAGUCUGAGUUGCAGCAUCUUCCAGAAGCAGCAAAAGUCAACCUGGUAGAGUUGGAGAAGGAAGUCAACAACAUAAAGACCGGAUUGAAAGCUGUUGAAGCUGAACUAGAUUACCAGAAGAGGCGCAUGCGGGAAUCAGGGGACAGGUUCGUUCCUGUCAUGAGUGAUUUCAUCACUGUGGCCAGUUUCAGCUUCUCAGAGUUAGAAGACCUGCUUAAUGAGGCUAGAGACAAGUAUGCCAAGGCACUGAAGCAUUUUGGAGAGAGCGAAGGCAAGAUGCAGCCAGAUGAAUUUUUUGGCAUCUUUGACACUUUCUUACAGUCAUUUGCAGAGGCCAAACAAGAUCUGGAGAACAUGAGGAAGAAAAAGGAAGAAGAGGAGCGCAGGGCACGCAUGGAGGCCAUGCUAAAAGAGCAGAGGGAAAGAGAGAGACGACAAAAGAAAGCGAAAGCUGGAAGCAUCUCUGAAGAGAGUGGGGAGUUUGACGACCUGGUGUCAGCAUUAAGGUCAGGUGAAGUCUUUGACAAAGACUUAUCCAAGCUCAAGCGUAACCGCAAGCGCUCGGGGAAUCAAGGCUUAGAGACGAGCCGAGAGCGGGUGGUGACAAAGCUAAAUUAUUAAUUACAAGAGGAAGAAAAAUAAUCAACCAAAAGAAGGUGAUGAAAAAGUGCAAAACAAGGAAGAUGAAUGUGUGCGAUGGUGCCUGGCUGACAGCUGCCCCCAAAGGGUUCCUUUGGUCUGUGGCUAGAGACGUUACCUUUCCAUGAUCAGCUUUCCUCUCAUCCCUCUUCUGCGCUCCUCAUUUGAACUAUUCUAAAAGUGCCUCGGUGGAGCCAGCAGGGCCCGUGACUGGACCACACAGAGCUGACAGAUUUGCUUCUGGGAGUUUCUUGUGUGAUCAGCAGCUUCGUGGUGAUGACGGAAAGUACUUGGGCCUUGCAGACUGCCUCAGGGCUGAAGAAAGAUAAUUUUCCAUGUGCCAAAGUAAAAAAAAAACUAGUCACGAUCUCCAUCUUGCUGAUAACAAGCGAGACUAAUUGCAAAGCAGCUCUGCAAACAACUAUUGCUUCUUCAGGAUCUAGACUCACCUUCAGGAGCUUGUCCAGAUGAGAUUCUCAAGGUUUCCAGUUCUCUUCCAGAACUGGAUUUUAUAAGCCAUCUGUUAGCACGUGAAAAAUGCUUUCGAUCUCAUGUUCUGUGUAGCAUUUUAGUGUGGCCUGCACUGUCCAUAGCAAGUGAUGCUCAGAAGGAAGUAAUCAAGUUCUGGAACAAAUUGAAAUUUGAAUAUCAGGAUCAACAUAGAGGUUACUAUGCAAAAAGUCUUUUAGACUGUGCUUGUCCAGGAGCAAGUUUCUGGACUUUGUUGAGAGCUGAGCCUCAAAGCUAUGAAAUACACCUUCUAGGAAAGAAGCUCUGGCUCUUUAGAAAACUAAGCCACUGCCAGUUUGGGAUUACAAGUAGAUGACUCUGGAGCCUGUUGUCAUUGCUUAAGGGUGAGAGGGAAACAGUGGAACGUUUCCUACCUGUUUGUGGAAGAUUUCUUCGUGCAAGCCAAUGGAAAUUGGGAGCUCCUUAGUAUCAUCCACAGGUCAAAAGUCGCAAAAAGCAAACAGGGUCACUGACUGCAAGAAAUGAGAUUUCUUUUCCACUUGAUGCUAGCUGUGAUUGCUGUCGGCAUGAACUGGUCUUUCUGCCUAACAAGCUGACUUUCACUGCACACACCCUACUCCUGCCUAGGGGAAUGGCACAGCUCAGUAAGAGAUGAAUGGUGUCAAGGGAGAGCCUUGAAGCCUACAGCCUUUUUCUUGGGAUGAACCAAAAGAGAGUCUCAUAAUGGAAACUGAGAAUUUUUCCAGGAGGACACAGAAUUGCGUAAGCUAAGAAGGCUUUGGAGAUGGAUUAAUUUGUAAGAGAAAAAAAAAAAAAAAAAGAUAUUUAAGCUCUAUGUAAGAAACACAUAGUGAAAAUGCAAAGAACGCCAAGAAUUCCGUAUGCCUUCAUGGCCCUAGGAAAGGGGUUGGAUUGUGUGGGCUGUCAUGGGCUCCUUUUAUUUUUAUUUUUUUAAUCUUGUCUUCCUCUUUGAUCUUCCCGGGAGAAGGAAAAGAGGAAAAGAAAGAAAUGGUGAUAGAUUCUUCCUCCUAAACUGCAAGAAAAGAAAGAAUCUUUUAGAAGAGGGACCCACCACCUACAAACUAUGCAUCAAUAGUCAACAGCACAAAAUGUCAAGGAAUCCCAGGGAAGUGAAAGAGCUCUAUUUGUCACUUUAAUCGUUUGAUUUUAUUUUUCUCUGAAUGUCACUUAACCUCAGGUUCUGCACCGAGUCUGCAGAACAGAACUUCCUCUGCCAUGCACGCUGCCUGAUCAGUAUUACGCGCUACCAAAAUUGGAGAAGCAAACUGUGGUGGUUGUCUGAACACUUUGAGGGUAAAAUAAUUAUGUAAACUAUGGAAAGAAGCAAAAAAAAAAAAAAAAAAAAUCAGAAUUUUUAACCUCUAAUGUUUCAUUGUUUACUGAAUUUUGAGUCUCCCAGCCCAGAACUUCCCUAUGUAAGACAUUCCAGACUGCCGCGCCUCUGUAUAAUACUCAUCGUAAAGAGCUGGUAUCUUACAAGAGCUGGGUGCAUUCUCCUCCCUUGCUACUCCACUCCCCUUCUGGGAUUAGCUAUUAACAGCAAUGCUCAUUGCAGCGGACACAAGCACCUUGUAGAAGAAAGACUGUAUUUCAUAAAGGGUUUUUGAAAGUUUAACUCUCACUUUUUUAAGCAUUUUUAUUUUAAAUGACAAAAUGGAUUUUUAGAAAUGUCUCUUGUAAAUUAUAUUAACAAGCUCCUUGCUGCUCCCUGAAGUUAGACAUGCUAUAUCCCAGCCCUUUUUGUUUGUCUUGUUUUAAAGCAUGCCAUAUAACCUAUGCCGUGUAAGCCAUACAAGAGGUGGUAAUAUGUGCCAAAUUGGUAUACAGCUGAGGUUAGACUUGGAUAAUCCCUGAAUUCCAAAGAUGAUGCUUUCAGGGAUUGGAACUUUGUAGUUUUUCCACCCUUCUUUGUUCUCCCUGGGUUUAGGACUCACCCAGAAAUUCAGGUGUAGUGCCAAGGGCAGCCCUGGUGCAAUAUGAAGUGACUCCUGGCUCUGUCCAGCUUACAGCCGCUUGCUUGCUCCCCAGGUACUUGUUUGAUAAGGCAGGCUGUCAGCAUGGCAGUGCUGUCAGAGAAGAAACAACUCAGGACAAAACCCUUGAACAUGAAUACAGCAUUCCCCCCACGCCAGUAUUUGUCAAACCAGGUUUAUGCUGUGCUUUUUGAAACUGAAGUCACUUUGCCAGGCCACAAAUGUAGCAAAAGCAGAGAGACAGCCAUAAACCCUCUGUCCAUUUUUGUACACAGUUCAAGCCCGAUUUCAGGAGAUCUUGUAUGAUGGUGUGCAGCUCUCCAGCCACACUGGCAGACUAAAGAAAGCUGCUCUAGUUCUGACACCUCCUUGACUCACACACAAAUCAUGAGAGAUCGUGCAGCUCCUGUAAAUUGGCUGUGGGACACUUAUGGGGAUGGACAAAAAGCUCAGAGUCAUGCCACUGAUUCAAUGCAGCUCAACUUUCUCAGCACUCCAGUGCCCCAGACUCCUGUUUGGGGUCUGUGAUGGUGGCUGAAGGCUUCAUUCAGUGUGCUGGACAGUCUCCCCUGGCUCUUGACUCCAUGGUAAAAGUUCAUAAAGGGGGUUUUGGAAAAGCUCAGUUGCACUCUGAGGCAAGCAGUGAUUUUGUAGAAGCGGUGACAAGAACAGAGGCCCACUAAUUGGUCUACGGUAUGAGAUGAGGCUCACUACACACAACAUAAAGAAAAAAGUUGGCUCUGAUCGAGGGCCUGACGUCAGAGUCUUGCUGAAGCCAAGUUUGUCCUUGCUUCUCAUCUCUUGGGUGCAGCGGUGCAUCUAUGCUCUGUUCUUCAGCAGCAGUUGUGGUAGAGUUGCCGAGCACUGAAAGAGAAAGGAAAAUCUAGUUAUUUGUCCUCUAGUGCUAGCAGAGCCUGGGCCAGUGUAGCAAGCAGUUGUAUAACAGAGGUAUAACACUGAGGGAUAAAUUCUUUAUUGCACUGAGAGCUGAAGGAGAAAGGGCCUGCUUCGGUCCUUGCACCAGUGCCUAGCACCAGCAUUUUAAGUGGAAUCACUCUGACUUUACAGAUAACAGGAGGAAAUGGAGACCUGAGAAAGGAGGGUAUAAUCAAGGGCUUGUUCUGCAUCCUGCAGAACUGUAGUCUUUGCUAAGUAUAUGAUAAAGUUCUUCCCUCCCAGAAGGGGAAGUGCUUUCUGGCUCUCUAGAUUUUGUCCCUUGAGGUCUAGUGCUUGCUCACUCACCUCUGUGUCUCUGAGUUCUUCUUAAGCAGGUUGCAUUAGGAUGGUCCCACAAAAGACUGAGAAAUUCCCUCCCUCUCCCAGUCCCUUUGAUCUGUGUCACUCCUCAGUCAAUCAUAAAUCUCUGGAAAGGCUUCAAGGUAUAGUGACUUCAGGGCACCAAGGCCCUUCCAUGCCGUGUAACACAUCUAUCAUCUGGGCACCGGUUCCCUAUGAGAGCAGAAGGAGGACUAGUGUUCAGGAGUGAGAGACUCUCCACUAUGGAGACGACCCGAGCGUCCUUCAGAAGCAUUUCUGUAAUGUAUUCACAGUGUCUGAGGAGGGGAAAGGAAUUGUUAUGGGCUUUGGCGGGAGACAGUGGAGUGAAUGUUUCCCUGAUGGUCAGCCCUACUGGCUGAAUCUUUCCUCUUCUUCAGGAAAGCUCACACUGAGCUGGGUUGCAUGGGAGAAGCUUGUGUCAGGAGUUUCUGAGGGAAAAGGAGAUCAGUUGUACAGUUGAUGAUGUACAUGAUAUAUGCAGUUUCAUUUCUGGGUUGGUUAUUGUUUUGUUAAUUUGUUUGGGGGUCAAAUGAUUUUUUUUUUUUAAAAAAAAAAGAAGAAGAAAAGGUUUUAGGAAUCUCUAAGGGGAACCUGUAAAUCUGACACCUCUAUUUAUUUUGCCUUAUUUUAGUUUGCUAUGUUUGUAUGUAUACACUGCAUUACAGCAAAGACUAUUGAGACUGUGCCAGGGCAUUACACCGGCUAGACAGCUGGCUUGGCUAUUGUGCAGCAAGCUGAGCUAGGCAGAGGGAUGUGUGUGAGAAGCCUUGGUCUGUGGAGAGAGGCAAGAAAAGAACCUUUCCUUUUGCAUUUGCCCUCAUCACUAUCCCCCUGGUGAUCCCGGUUCUGGGAAAGAGUGCAUUUUAAAGCACGUAGUGAACUGAUGCAAGGUGGUUAUUUUAGAACACCUUCUGCAAAACCUGUUUAUUUCUCAUCCCGAAUCAUGGUGAGAAGAUUGAGAAGAGUUAAGCUGCACAGUUUCUCGCUCAAGCUUUACCCUUCCACACAAAUUCUGCCCAUAGUGCCAGAGAAGUUUAGAUAGACGGGCAAAAGUGGUUCAUGCCCCGUAACUUCUCAGUAGAGUUAACUUGAUGGUGGAACAAACUGGGACAGUUCUGCUUCCUCAGAACUAAUAUUCCUUCCUAUCUUUAAGGCCAAGGAAGAAGGAUAUACUCUACUUCCCCUCUCUCCUCCUCGACCCCACCUCCUCAGAUUAUCUGAGGUAAACAAAAUCUUUCUGCUGGUUGGUUAUCUACUCAUGGAGUCUCUGGCAAUCACCAGGUGUUUGGCCAUGGCUCUUGGGCUUCUGUACUUGAUGUAAGAAGUUUCUGUCUGCCUGCCAUCCAGACAGGUAGCCUCCAUUGGCCACCUUAGCUUCUGUUAUCAAGGGUUGAAGAAGCCAACCUGGGUGAUUUGGCUAACUGAAAAUACAGAAUUUAAUAUAUGUGUGUAUGUAUAUAUAUAUAAGGUUAACUACUACUCUUUAAAUAGUAGUUUUGAUGACCAAUAUCACCUGAAGCUGGCCAGAUUUUGCUCAGUGUGCCUGCUGAGAGAGAUACCAUUAGUCUAGCCUGCUGACUUGGCACCUCAUUUCAUGAGAGAGUCUGGAUGCUUCCGAACCAGAGUCUUCUGUUAUGAGUGGUACUGUAAAAUAGAUCCACUGUAACCAGUGCAAGUUGCUCUGGGUUUACACCAGCAUAAUUUAAAGCAGCAUCUGGAUCAAAUCUCUCUUUUAGGCAGUUUUAUUUCUUUACAAGAUGUUUGACAGAGCUUAUGAAGGGCUUGGUCCUUUCAGCUGUCCACCACUAGAAGCUCUCACCCAAAUGAUCUAGAAAAGCCUCUGUGACAAGCCAUUCUCCCUCCUUCAUGCCUGCCCGUAAACAGGCUCUUCAAAAACCUUUGCAGCUUUUAGGAGGAUUGCAGGGAGCUGUCAGGUACGUGGGUCGCUCUGUGCUCAAUACUCCCCCUUCCAAACCAUCUUCAUCUUCAGUCACUCUCCUCCCCCCUAACCCUGCUCAGUUUGAAGCUGGCAGGCCACGCUGGGAGGUGCCCCUGCCCACCAAGCCAGAAAGGACAGUGCUGCUUAAUGAAGCGGGAGGUUGUGUGCUGCUGUAAUGCCUUGGCCUAUCCUCAUUUCUUAGUCAGUUUAAGUGAAUUAAAUGUACAAGUCCUGUAGUGUCCUUUUUAUCUGUAUCUUUUUAUAAGAAUAUACUGCAAUACUAAAAAAAAAAUCCAAAAAACACACCAAAAGCAAAAAAAAUUAAAGACAUAUUGCCCCCA